UCUACAGUAUAAUAUCUAUCCUCCACUGUUUUCGUAAACUCAAGAUCGGCUUCAAAGGAAAGUCACGGUCAAACUUCAAACAUACUUAAGAGGAACAAUGAAUAUGCAACCUGAGCAUACGACCUCUCAGGCUCUUUCUCUUGGUCUUCUUCAUGGUCUUUGGACUAAUUGUCUUCAUCGCUGCUGUACUUCUAAAACCCCACCCGCAUCUUUAUGACUUCUUAUAGCUCUCAAAUUUCAUACGGUGCUGGCUCGUCAAGGCCAUUGAAGAGAGGAAAGGCAUGCUUAACAUGCAGAUUCUUUAAGAUUAAAUGUGAUGGGGCUCGACCAAUAUGUGGCCCCUGUCAACGGACUCCGAAAGACGAUCCUUGUGAAUAUGCUGACGGUCCGGGAAGGUCAAGGGUUCGGGCACUCGAGCAAACGGUCUCGCGUCUGGAGGCCCGCCUUCGAGAAUACGAACAUCCUGAAGAGACCCCAUCUAUGGUGCUUCAUGAUCCAUACCAGUCUGGUCAAGGCCUCGGCAGCGACGCGAUCGUGCGAGUAAAUAUUGACGACCCAUUAUCGUCGUAUUCCACACAUAGUUCUCCAUCCUCAUUUUUUAGGAUAUCUCCUUUACGUAGUACACAUACUGGUGGAUCAUCUGGAUUAUCGGAUACGGCAGAGCCAAGAAUUACUCUACCUGGAACCAGAAGUCUCCUCGAAUGGUUUUUUGCGAAUGCAAUGUCUUUUGGCUUCUUCCUCGACCAUUCGCGUUUCUCGGAUUCUGCGCUGUUGCCAUUACAUUUUGGGCAUCAAUCCAGGCCAUGUCCGGGCCUAUUGAGCACCGUGUAUCUAUGGGGUAUCCAUCUAUCCCCACAAACACAACGUGAAGAUCUUGAGCAUACCUUGCUCAUGCGCGCCCUUCGAGAUACAGCCUCAGAUCUCAGUACCUCUAACCCACAUCCAAAUCGAUUCAUGCAUACCAUUCAAGCUGAGACCUUGCUUGGCUACUAUUUUUUCCGUAAUGGUAAUAUCCUUGAAGCCAAACGUCACGCCUCUAGUGCCGCAUCUCUUGCUCUAGGGUGUGGGCUUAACACCCUUAGGUCCUCGCACGAACAGCAGCAAUGGAGCCCGAACAUCAACCUUCCCCCCUCACAAGAUGCAAUUGAGGAAGGCGAACGGAUAAACGCAUUCUGGGCCGUAUUUACCCUCUAUCAAGAUGUCGCCGUCACAGUGGAUUCUCCUAGGUCUGUGUGUGGGAUUUUUGAUGCUCCUGGAUGCCAGAUUGAUACUCCAUGGCCCUUAGAUAUGGAUAUGUAUAAAAAGAAUAUCCUGCCGCCUCGUAGUUCAAUGACAAUACAUGAAUUCCUCAAUCAUAUUCAACAGAGUGUUAACGAGCAUCAACCUGCAAGUGCGACGAGUAUGAUCACGAAGGCAUCUUUACUUCUACAUCAAGCUUCAUUCGUCGCUGAGCAGUAUGAUCCAAACAUGCCCACGUCCGAAACCCAAACUCUCUUUGCGACAUUCAAAUCUGUUCAACAGUUGAUCUCUUCCCUACAGUCUCAAUUGUCUCCGUUAGAAAAACUCGACCAUCAAAAUCAAAACCUUUCAGCCCUCCGAGAAAUUCAUCUUGCCCACUCUCUCAUACAUGGGUCGAUCAUACGCUUGAAUGAGAUAUUUUCAGAUUCGAAUGCAGAUUGCCGCCAGUACUGCGUAAAGAGUGCACAGGCUAUGAUUCAUGGGGGAGGAUUUGAUGUAGCUGAAUUUGGAUGUGUGAAUCCUAUAAUGGGUCCGCUCUGGACCCUAGCUUGUCAGACGCUCGUUCAAGAAAUUAUCCGUCUGCGUUUUUUACGAACCGGAGAAAUACAUGGAUCGUGGCCAUAUUUUUUGUCUCAGUCUUCGGAGCCAGCAUCGAUCUCAUCACUUUCAUACCGUCAGGAGAACUUACACGACAAAGGAGACUCCUUGCACUUGGACAGUGAAGAUCCCCUCUUAGCUUCCCUUCAGCGGGGCCUAUCGGCCCUCACGUUCUUCUCUACUAACAGCCCUCUAAUGGAUAAGUCUUUUUGGUCUUCACCCCUGUCCAAUGAUAGACGAUAUCAUUCCCGGCGUUGUGGUGUAGUUAGAAACCCACGCACGGAUUUAUAUCUUUCUGGUUGUACCCAGUCCAAGAUGUUGGCAACGCAAAUUUACCCCCUGUAUUGACUGUGCCCAUCCCUCCAAUUUUGCUUCCAAAUUUACCUUCGAUUUCUCAAUCAUAAAAUGGAUGUUUCUCCUUGGUUCUACCUAUAUCUGUAGACUUUCUCUACAUUCAUGACCCUGUUACAACUGAG
Lentinula edodes (shiitake mushroom) is the source of this 2312-nucleotide messenger RNA. RefSeq lists its product as uncharacterized. The transcript is spliced from 9 exons. Gene Ontology annotation, molecular function: zinc ion binding; DNA-binding transcription factor activity, RNA polymerase II-specific. Gene Ontology annotation, cellular component: nucleus. NCBI's taxonomy places the organism in Eukaryota, Fungi, Basidiomycota, Agaricomycetes, Agaricales, Omphalotaceae. Gene Ontology annotation, biological process: regulation of DNA-templated transcription. The coding region runs from base 214 to 2184 and encodes 656 amino acids. The record is from RefSeq and is a predicted model, not a curated record.